CUCUUUAAAUUUUUACAAUAAAACUCAUUGAUUUUUACCCAUUGAUUACUGUUGAGAGCAAAAAAACUCUCUACUUGCAUUUGUACUUAUUUACUGUCAACAUAAACAAUAUGCUCAAUUCAAUAGGUCCAUUGUUGUACAUUCGGAACAUUUCAUUCGCAAUUGUAUCAUAAAAUAUCUGUGAGCUCAGUGUAAUCACUGGAUAAUGGUUAAGAUAUUUAGAUAACAAUAUACGCAUCAGUUGCGUAUAUCAUGUAUCGUAUAAAUGUUUCUAUAUCCGUAUACAAAUGUUUUGACAUUUCAAUUCGAUUCAAUUGCUAAGCCCGUAAUUUAUUUCUACGCAAUUUCAUCAAAUACAAUAAAGUCUAUCCUGAUAUGGUGUCUCCAAUCAACUGAUGGUAUUUUUUUAAAAAUGUCGUCCGGCGAAGAUUUUGAUUUUUCGUAUGAAUCGCUAAGUUCUGUUGCAAAUAACUUAUUGAAUCGUACAAAGCAUUGCCCAAAAAUUGGAAUAAUCUGUGGUUCUGGUCUUGGUUCGUUAGCCGAAAGCAUUGAAAAUGCCGACAUUAUAACAUAUCAAAGUAUUCCAAACUUUCCGGUAUCAACCGUUGAAGGACAUGCUGGAAAGUUGAUUUUUGGCACAAUAAACGAUGUUGCUGUGAUGUGUAUGCAAGGUCGAUUCCACUAUUACGAAGGAUAUCCAUUGACCAAAUGUUGUAUGCCAAUUCGUGUAAUGAAAUUGAUUGGUUGCCAGUAUUUAAUUGCAACUAAUGCUGCCGGUGGAUUGAAUGAAAAAUACAAUGUUGGAGACAUUGUAAUUGUCAAAGAUCACAUUAAUCUUAUGGGUUUUGCUGGUAAUAAUCCACUACAAGGACCAAAUGAUACUCGAUUUGGGCCGCGUUUUAUACCAAUGAACAACGCCUAUGACAAAACUUUAAGAGAGCAUGCCAUGGUAAUUGGUCGUGAACUUGGCGUCGAGCAACACAUACAUGAAGGUGUGUAUACAUGUUUGGGAGGUCCAAAUUAUGAAACCGUAGCUGAGCUUCGUAUGUUGAAAAUUCUUGGUGUCGAUUGUGUUGGAAUGUCAACUGUUCAUGAGGUGAUCACUGCCAAGCAUUGCGAUAUGAAAGUUUUUGCGUUCUCCAUUAUUACAAAUAAAUGUAUAACAGAAUAUGACAGCCAAGAUGAACCUGAACAUGAAGAAGUUGUUGAAGUCGGCAAAAAAUGUCAACGCAUACUUGCCGAACUUGUGCGACGUUUAAUCAUUCGAAUCGAUAAUGAAUGAAAUUAAAUGGUUCAUAUUAAAGUUUUUUCUCACACCUGCCACUUGCCGAAUUUUUUUAGCACGAAUUUUUUUGUUGUGUUUUUCAUGUUGUCUCAUUAUAACUUACCUUAUUUAAUCUCACGUUGAUUAGUUUUCAACCACUGCUGUCUACAAUAUCCAUACUCGAGUUUUUGAAGUUGACGAUUUAAAGGGGGCAAAAUAAAAAUUUAAAGCCCUGUUAAUACAGGAUAGAAAUGAUUGUAUACAUUAAUAAAAUUUACAAAAAAGUUUUAAAAAAACUUCGCAUUUAUUAUAAAAUACAUCUUACAUAAAAUCACACAUUUCAAAUCAAAUGGAAUAAUCAAAUUUAAUUAUCUUUCAAAAGCUGAAUCAGCCUCUCAAACAAAAUGUCUGCAUAAAUUUGUGAUACAUAGAGCACU
Molecule: messenger RNA, 1701 nt
Organism: Contarinia nasturtii (swede midge)
Lineage: Eukaryota; Metazoa; Arthropoda; Insecta; Diptera; Cecidomyiidae
Product: purine nucleoside phosphorylase-like
Exons: 3
Coding region: 266-1282 (338 amino acids)
Biological process (GO): nucleoside metabolic process
Cellular component (GO): cytoplasm
Molecular function (GO): purine-nucleoside phosphorylase activity
Source: RefSeq, a predicted model, not a curated record